Centropristis striata (black sea bass) is the source of this 3375-nucleotide messenger RNA. RefSeq names its product cholinergic receptor, muscarinic 2a (gene chrm2a). The record is from RefSeq and is a predicted model, not a curated record. The transcript has 3 exons. Gene Ontology annotation, molecular function: G protein-coupled acetylcholine receptor activity. Gene Ontology annotation, cellular component: plasma membrane. NCBI's taxonomy places the organism in Eukaryota, Metazoa, Chordata, Actinopteri, Perciformes, Serranidae. Gene Ontology annotation, biological process: regulation of heart contraction; adenylate cyclase-activating adrenergic receptor signaling pathway. Bases 759 to 2264 code for a protein of 501 amino acids.
AGAAUGAGCAUUUGACCAGUGGUGUGUGCGCUCAUGGCACUCUAACGCGCUUUGGAUACGUGUCGUUAAUGUCCUCUGCUGCUUUCUCUACAAUUCCCCUCUUUUUUUAUAUUCCAUCUGUGCUAAAACAAUCAUCAAUCAUCCUCACACAGCAGAGAUGCAGAUCUGUGAGAGUCUAGUUUUGCCCUGAAGCAGAUUCUUCUCCUCAAUCCGAUCAGCCAUUCUCCAUUUCUGCCUUUUUGAUCGCCACAGCGAAUGGAAAAAUGCAUUUUUUUUAACGCUGCCAUGUGAUUUCUGCGUUUUCAAGUCACUAAAACCAACCAAUGCAAUGCAAAGUGACGCUACUAGGCUGUAUAUGCAUGAAGAUACAAACCUUAUAAAGGACGAGAGGUGAUUUCGCGUCGCAGCCACAGUCUGCCUGCGUAAAAGCGCAACGCGGGAGCAGACUUGAAAAGGCAGGUUUGUGUUGGAUCGUCGUUCUUACAGUUGAUGCGCAGAAUGGAUCUCCCAACUCAGGCUUUGAGCUCGUUGCUCAUAAAUCUACUGGAGAGCUCGAUUUCCUAACAGUGGCCAUGGCUAUUAACCAUGAAGCUGGAGCCGGACACACCCAUCGCUUCCUUCUGUCCAAAAGAGACUCUCUGGUGCUACAUUGAACACACACUCUCCAAGAAUGCCAUCCGAGUGCGAGAAAGCCCAACGGACUGCUUAACACCCGCUGUUCCAUCUGAGUAGGAGGUGGCAACAAAAGACCAAAUGCCAUGGAUGUAUUCAAUUUCACCUUCUGGAAUGCCUCCGAAGGCAAUGACACAGAAGUUGUGGAAGAGAGCGAAAGCGCCUACAAGACCGUGGAGGUGGUGUUCAUCGUGUUGGUGGCCGGUUCCCUCAGCUUGGUUACAGUUAUUGGAAAUAUCCUGGUCAUGCUUUCCAUCAAAGUUAACAGGAACUUACAGACUGUCAACAACUAUUUUUUAUUCAGCCUCGCAUGUGCUGACCUAAUUAUCGGACUGUGCUCUAUGAACUUGUACACAGUCUACAUAGUAAUGGGGUACUGGCCCCUGGGGCCGGUGGUGUGUGACCUGUGGUUAGCCUUGGACUACGUCGUCAGCAACGCGUCUGUCAUGAAUCUUCUCAUCAUAAGCUUUGACAGAUAUUUCUGUGUCACCAAGCCCCUCAGCUACCCUGUCAAAAGGACCACCAAGAUGGCAGGAAUGAUGAUCGCAGCAGCCUGGGUUCUGUCUUUCAUCCUCUGGGCACCAGCUAUCCUCUUCUGGCAGUUCAUUGUUGGUGGGCGGACAGUGCCUGAGAAGGAGUGCUACAUCCAGUUCUUCUCUAAUGCCGCAGUCACUUUUGGCACCGCCAUCGCCGCCUUUUACCUGCCCGUCAUUAUCAUGAUUCAGCUGUACUGGCAGAUCUCCAGAGCGAGCAAGAGCCGCGUGAAGAAGGAUAACCGCAAGCCGUCAGGAGGCAAUCCGGAGCCCGUGUCACCUGGCCAGAGGAGGAACAACACACCAAAACCCAACAAUAACAACGUGCCAGGCGAGGACACAGGUCGCCCCCAGAGCCAGUGUGCUGAGGACGGAGCUAACCAGCAUGAUGGAAAACUGCAAAACGGCAAGGGACCUUCCUCGACCACUGCCGAGGGCGAGGCCGAAGGUGACGACGUGGCGAGGGAGAACUGCGCUCCCGGAGAGGAGAAGGAGAGCUCCAACGAUUCGACAUCCGGCAGCGUGGCCGCGUCCAAUCAGAAGGAGGAGGAGGCGGCACCCUCCACUGCUAACUCCAGUGCCGAGACAAGCCAGCCGCUCCCACGUCAGCGAGCCAAGGCCGGGGGCUCCAAGCUGACCUGCAUCAAGAUCAAGACUAAAUCGCCCAAGGGUGACUGCUACACACCCUCCAACGCCACCGUCGAGAUCGUCCCGGCUUCAGAUCGGCAGAACCACGUGGCACGGAAGAUCGUGAAGAUGACAAAGCAACCUCCCAAGAAGAAGAAAGCGCCGCCGUCACGGGAGAAAAAAGUGACCCGCACCAUAAUGGCCAUCCUGGUAGCAUUUGUUGCCACCUGGACUCCCUAUAAUGUGAUGGUGCUUAUUAACACCUUCUGCUCCAGCUGCAUCCCCAACACGGUGUGGACUAUUGGCUACUGGCUGUGCUACAUCAACAGCACCAUCAACCCGGCCUGCUACGCUCUGUGCAAUGCCACAUUUAAAAAGACAUUCAAACAUCUUCUCCUCUGCCAAUAUAAAAAUAUUAGGUCAGCCAGAUAAAUAUGGGCCACUUUGGAGGAUGAGCUGAAGUGAGUUGCCUGUGUGCCAUCCAUGUGUGUGAGUGUGUGUGUGACAGGAGUUUGUGAGCGUGAUAGAAGACUGCGAGAGUACAUUUAAAAUUACUUUACAUCAUUUUAUCCUUUUGUUUUCCAAUUUCUCUCUCAAUAACCGGUUGUAGCACUUUACACAAAUUCAACUGAUGCCAGUUGCGUUGAGAUGUGUCGUGCAGAAGCAGCAGCUAGAUAAGGAAGGUUGUAAAAAAAUUCAGUUUGACUCAGAGUUGUAAGCUCAAAAAAAAAAUGAGGGUGUGUAGAGCAGGGAGCACUUGGGAGUGACACUGAGCUGAGAGAAAAUGAGAAAAGAUAAAGAGCGGAGGAAGAUCUGCGCUGUACGAAAACACAAGACUUCAAAUGGGAAAAUAGGGCUGACUGAAUUUACAAACCUCUGAAGUUUGAAGUUCAGUGGAGAUACCUGUAGAUAACUGUACAUAUGAGUGUAUACUCAAUAUUUAUGUGAGUGCACAUGUGGGUGUGUGCUGGUAUGGAGUGUGUGUGUGUAUACACCCAUGUGUGCCCUUCUGCCUGCCUUCUUUCUGUCUGUCUGUGAUCCUCAUCAUGGCACUUCCAACCAGCAACAUGUAGAAUAAAGUAGGGCAGCGGGGGUAGAUUGCUUCUUACUGUACGUGGUCACAUCAGAGCUGGAAGCUAUCCCAUCUUCCAAUGAGCCCCUGUGGGAAUGAGUUGCCAUCAAUACAUAAUAUAAAUAUAAAUAUAUUAGAGCUGCAUUUCAGCCAAAUCACAAAAAAAACAAAACAUUUUUCACUUACCUCUCCUGGUGUGUAACCACGCAGGCAGUUAGCUUGCUUUUAUUUUGCCAAAUAUGUCUCAAAAGUUCUGCCUCCAUCCCAAAAUAAUGAAGGCGACUGCAAUUUGGUUUGUGCUCACAGCCUUUGAAAAAAAUUGCAUUUUAAAUUAUGUCAAUGUCCUGGCUCUACAGGCCUCACUGACAAAAGGUUUUUCCUCAGAACUACUUGGUCAGUUGUCAAGAAAUGAGAAAAUGUUCUCUUUUUUUAACAUGAUGUUGACCCAUUUUGUGCCAUAAAAUAAAGAAU